Molecule: messenger RNA, 2254 nt
Organism: Chelmon rostratus (copperband butterflyfish)
Lineage: Eukaryota; Metazoa; Chordata; Actinopteri; Chaetodontiformes; Chaetodontidae
Exons: 4
Coding region: 121-384 (87 amino acids)
Source: RefSeq, a predicted model, not a curated record
AUCAGUGAGAUCAGUAUUUACCACAGAGUGAAGCUCGGGGUUGGUCUGAAGCAACCAGGCGCUGGCUCCUGCCACCUGCUCAGAUACACAGUGUGAACAUCCAGAUUCUGUGGGAACAUCAUGGGAAACUGCACUGCAGGGAUAACGAAGAAAAGGAAAGGGGAUUCUGCACCAGAUGAUAAAAGCAACACAGAUAAUAAGCCUAAGGAGGAUGUAACGUAUGCCUCCAUUGACCACAGCACUGCCAAAAAGUCAAGAAGAACCAGAGCGACCACUGACGAUGAUUGUGACUAUGCAACAGUUAAUAUCCCAGCAGCACUUCAACCUGAGUCUGAGACCUCAUCUAAAGACGAACGUGAAGACGAUUAUGUACUCAUGGGGUAAAACGCAACAAGAGAGGAAGUCCAUUCAGGCUGUGGGAAGAUCAUCAUCACAAAGGCCAGAAAGUCACAUUUCAUAAUGGUUUGGAACAACUCGUUUGCAGGUGAACUGAAAGGUUUCCUGUCGAACCGUUAAUCAAAUCUUGUUCUUCAGUGAAGAAACUGUGACAAAAUGAAGCAAAAAAAUCAUCCACAGUCAGCAGCUGGUUGUGGAAACGCCAAGCCCCACGCACACAACUGUGGUGUACCUCCCUCAGGAGGACAAACUUUUAUCACAUUUGAGCUUCUUACAAGGGAAACGCCACCUCAGGAGGAGAAUCUGCAGCUCUGGAGUCCUGAAACUUUUAGCUCAUUAUCUGGAAACCAUUAGUCUAACUGGAAUUUUGGUCUAUCUUUAGAGUCUUAGUAGAAGAAUAAUCGUAACUCCAAAACGGCAAAUCCAGCAGCUCCUGCCAUGCACCACUCUGGUUACAAAGUGACCUGAAUGACAGAAUUUUAAAGUGAAAGUGAACUUGUUCUGUGCCCCAAAUUCAUCCUCCAGGUUCAAAGCAGGGUUUUUAGCAUGCAGCGUGUUCACGCUGGAAAAGUGACAAAAUGACGUUUACGCAGAGCACAGUACACAGACGACACAGUCGAUCUUUGAGUGUGCUGUUGAUGGACACUAUUCUCCCGCAAUGCAAUUCAAAAAGGAAACAGAGGAUCAGCUCAUAGCUACGCUAAAGAAAUUUUCAUCAGUUAUGGAUGGUGGUGAAACAGUUCCAAAUACGUAUUAAAUUGUUGGAGCAUUUUGCUUUCUCUUUGUGAGGUUUAACUGACUCUACAGCGUUCCAAAAUCGCAGUUUGAUUUACAUUUGUGUCAUCCUCUGCUUUCCCGAUACUAAUACAGCAUACUUUGAUGACUAGUCUGAGGUACAUACAACACAGACUAUGGAUAAAGUGUGAUAUUUGCACCCAUCUUUGGUGUUUGGGCUUGAAGAAUGUUUGUAACUCAUGCAAGAAGGCUUAUAUGUUUUGAACACCUCCAAAACAGCGAACCCCGUCGCUUCUGUUAUUUACAGAAUGGCCUGAUAAGCUGAGGAUCUUAAAGCCACGUUGUGUUGAAUAUCUUUAUAAUUCUGAUGAAACGUUCUGUUUGUGGAGAAAUUAGCCUUUAAAAAUUGGUGCAUUCAGUGUGUUGCUUUCACUGUCAGUGGGUGCGUGGGUUUGUUCCACCAUGAAAGGAAAAGAACAGCUCUGUGACCCUGUAAACACAACGUGACUUGCCUUUGACUCGUGAUAUGGUUUUCUACCACAGAUGAAUGAUCUUUAUCUACAGUCAGUGGAAACAGAAGCAAAUCUUUGCUCCACCUUAAACCAAAGUUACAGAUGUCGAAACGUCACUCCAGGUUAAGCCUCAGCCAGCCUUUGCUCAUGUUUAUAUGUCCAAACUUAAAACCUAACUCAUUGUUCACAUGAUGAAAUGGCAAUAUUGUGUAUGUGCAAUUUUUUUGCAAUUGCCAAAAUACGAUGGAAGGAUGUAAUGUCUGCAACACGUACCUUAAUCUGCAAUUCAGAGGUUUUUUCUCAUUUUGCAACUCUGUGAUCCUGAGAAUUGCUGCAACCACCCUCAAGUCUUAAAUAGAAAUUCAAGAUAUCUUAAAUAGAUAUUUAAGACUUGAGAAUUAUCAAUAUUUAAGAGUUGAGAAUUUAUAUUCUUUAUAUUUUGUACAUGUAAGCAGGAAAUGUGCACAUUUUUGUCCAUGCCUGUGUCUACAGAGUUAUUUAUAUGUUUGACUGGAUGCAAAUGAAAUUGUAGAGGAAUGCAGUUUACUGUAUGUUACCUUUGUUUCCCUGUGUGGUUUAUUGGUCUUUUUUAUUGAUUAAAAGUUUACAAA